Messenger RNA from Petromyzon marinus (sea lamprey), 2749 nucleotides. Lineage: Eukaryota; Metazoa; Chordata; Hyperoartia; Petromyzontiformes; Petromyzontidae. The record is from RefSeq and is a predicted model, not a curated record.
CCGUUUGGUGCGUGACGUCAUCGCAACGGUCGUCAACGCCGCGCAUGAAAUCAAUUUGGGCGCGGGUUACAUGACGUCACCACCGCCGACGACGUCACCACCGCGAACAUCCUCGGCGUCGCUGUUUGGCGCCAAAUUUACGGUGGCAUUUUUAAAGUCGCCGCGUAAUUUUCUCUCUCCAUGUCUCGAGACGAAUUGACAUUUGUAAACAUUUCACAGAGUCUCUCUAACAUUUAUUAAUUUUACUCCCUUUUCGCCGCGUGCGUAAAAUACUUCCCCGACUACGCUGCCUGUUUGCUGUGUACUGCACGCGCAGUAAGCGUGAAACACUUUUAAAAAUAUCUAUUUAUAUUUACCCUCACAACGAGAUAAUUUCUCGAGAGAUAAGGCAAAUUUGCCGCGCGUGAUAUUUCACAUUAUCUUUGUUAAUCCACGUCGUGACGGACCAUAAGGAGUUGUCGGGUCUGUGCGUGCGCUUGGGGAGCGGUGGCGCAGCGGUUAGCGCCACGCUGCGGCGACCCGAGUUCGAUUCCCGCUCACGGCCACCAACACCGCUCACGGCAUUAUCCGAUAAACCGGUCCUGGCCCCCACCUCUAGGUCGACUCGGCCUCUAAUGUGUACCUGGUGCGGUGUGUAAAAUCAUCGCCACCGGGGGAGACGAAGGCGCCCGUGCGUGGUUGCCGGCCUUCACAGGCGCUACUCGCCAUGGACCUCAGGAGCUUUCUGGACCGUUCCCGCCCUGCCCACCGCCUCCUGCUGCACGCUCUCCUGGUGGCCCGGCGGCCCGAGGCCGCGGGCUUGGCGUGCGCCCGGCGACUGGAGGCCCGAGGCUCGCGGCCGUGGAGGGCGCUGGUGGAGGAGCUGUGCGUCGAGGUGCCUGGCACGGGACCGGGGCAGCACGCGCGCCUGGCCCUGCUGCCCGCGCUGCUGCGGCUUCCCGUGAGCCUCCAGCGCUCCGUCGUGUCGCUGCUGAGCACCGUCCGAGACGAAGUGCCUGCACCAGCGCUCGCCCUGCUGCGCCGCGCCCUGCUGCGCCCCGCCGCGCCCUGCGACCCCUGGGUCCGCGUCGCCGCACGGACGAUGGAGCCGCCGAGCCAGCGCGUGGAUGAUGGUGGUGGAGCGGUGAGCGAGGUGUGGCGUGCCCGCUACGCUGCCCUCUGCGAGAGCCUGCGGGCACGCUCGCGCUGCCAGGGCGACGGUGGGCACCGCGGGGACACCGCGGAACACGUGGGCACGGCUCGGCUGGCAGAGCGUGAGGAGCCGGAGACACCGGUGGUUCCCGGGCGCGGCUCGGACGACGAAGGCACCGUCGGGGUGACCUGUGACCCGUCUGGCACACGGAAGCGCCCGGUGCCCGACGAUGACGGCGGCGACGACGGCGGCGGCGACGGCGGCGGCGGCGGCGUCGAGAGCGGAAACGCGGCCGUCGCCCACAAACGGCCACGCCUCGACUCCCCCCGGCACGCGGGCGAUUUGAGCGCGUCCGGGCGGGCAGCGCUGGGGGGAGAUCCCGGGACGCCCGUGCCGGGCCCUCGGGAGUCCAGCGAUGGUGGAGGCGGCGAUGGCGGCGGCGCCGACAUUUUGGACGAGUUGCCGUUACAGAAAGCCGAGCAGGAGCAGGGCCUUCCGCCGCACAUCAAGGAAAAGGUUGCUAAAGUGAAGGAGUGGCUGGAAGCAAGUUGUGAGCUUCCAGGCAUGGAGGAAACGAGUCCUGCUGAGAUCUCCUUGCUGAAUGAGUGCCGGCCAGAGCAGGUCUCUGCCGUGUGCUCGGUGCUGGGAGCCGCGACGUUGCCGGAGGAAAGCGUCGCCCUCCUGGCGACGGCCGUGGCUGCUCUCACCCCCAAGAUCGGACACGCGGCCUCCACGCAUCUCGCCCGGGAGCUCUUCCUCUCCAAGCUGUCCAGCCUGGAACAGCCGGCGUCGAGGCUGCUGUCGGGGGCCCUGGGAUCGUUUUGCAGCUCCUACCCCAAGCAGGGCUGUGCAGCGUGCCUGCUGCCGCUGACGCAGACGGGCGAGCUGGGGCCUUUCCAAGUGGAGUUCAUGUGCAGGGUCAUCCGUGACAACCUGGCCUCCGACGAUCUCCCCAGUCUCCUCAGGCUGUUGGUGAGCAGCCCGGGCGUGUGCUGGGGUGAGGGCUUGCUCACCGUCUUGCAGGCCACACUGGACCGAAAGAUGGAGCUGAACGCAGAGGAGGUGGAGAUGCUGGUGGUGGCGAUGUCGGCACAUGCAGCGUCGUUCGCCAAGUCCCUCAAGUUCGCCAAGCUCCUGCUGGCGCUGGUGAACAAGCAUGGGGCUCAGGUGACACGGGGUCACGGCGCGACCCUCGCCGCGAUGGUGGAGGUCGGCGACACCUUUAUGAAGCGGACGCUGCGUGCGGCUCUCAAGAAGAUCUCGGGCUGACCGGCCCUGACCUCUGACCUUGUGUGCCCCGAACUCUGACCCUGUGCCCCGGCAGAGCAGCGUCAAACUUGGUGAACGGAAUGAGUGACGAAACUAUCCGACGCCAAAGUGUUUCCUUGCUUUUAGUCAACGAUGAUGACUCCUUUGAGUUUUGAUGGAAAUCAUCAAGCGUUACGAUGGCUACGACUGCCCACUACAGACCAAAAAUAGCGACGAUGAUGAAACGAAGUUAACGCAUCUCUAUGAAGAUGCAGACUAGGAUAGGAACAACAUUGGAGGCGGCAGUGCACUGAAAAUGACCGAAGAUUGUAAUUGCCUAUAUAUGUGUAAUAAAGCACUUUGACGACG